Molecule: messenger RNA, 819 nt
Organism: Aspergillus fischeri NRRL 181
Lineage: Eukaryota; Fungi; Ascomycota; Eurotiomycetes; Eurotiales; Aspergillaceae
Product: alpha/beta hydrolase family esterase
Exons: 1
Coding region: 1-819 (272 amino acids)
Molecular function (GO): feruloyl esterase activity
Source: RefSeq, a predicted model, not a curated record
AUGGUCCCAACCAUGAUAUAUUCGGCCAUCCUGGCGCUGAGCGCCUUCACGCCCUCGGUCCUAGCCCAAACUCGAUCCUCUGGCUGCGGCAAACAGCCGAGUCUCACCAACGGCGUGCACAACAUCAAUGGCCGGGAGUAUAUACUCAAGGUUCCUGACAACUACGAUAAGAACAAAGCCCAUCACCUGGUCUUUGGCUUGCACUGGCGCGGCGGCAACAUGUGGAACAUUGUCGACGGCCAAAGUGUCCAGCCCUGGUACGGCCUCGAGACGCGCGCUCAGGGCAGCACCAUAUUCGUUGCCCCUAACGGCAAAAAUGCCGGCUGGGCCAACAACGGCGGCGAGGAUAUUGCCUUCAUCGAUGCGAUCAUCAAGCAGGUCGAGGGCGACCUCUGCGUUGAUCAAAGCUCUCGCUUUGCAACGGGAUUUAGCUGGGGCGGUGGUAUGUCGUAUUCGUUAGCCUGCUCGCGUGCGAAGCAGUUCAGGGCUGUCUCUGUCCUGAGUGGCGGUGUGAUCAGCGGUUGCGACGGUGGUAACGACCCAAUUGCUUAUCUCGGCAUCCACGGCAUCAACGAUGGCGUGCUGCCCUUCCAAGGGGGCGUCAACCUGGCCCAGAAGUUCGUCAAGAACAAUAGAUGCCAGCAAGCCAACGUUGGCACACCACAGCCUGGCAGCCAUGGCUCGGUUCGCACGGAUUUCAAGGGAUGCUCCAAACCGGUUUCAUUUAUCGCCUAUGAUGGUGGCCAUGACGCUGCUCCUCUUGGUGUGGGUAGUUCUCUGGCGCCCGAUGCGACUUGGAAAUUCUUCAUGGCCGCUUGA